AGACCCUGAACCCCAACAUUCUAGGACUGUGAUCUCACCCGCGAUGAAGACCCUCACUUUCCGAACCAUCUGCCGCUGCACGGCAGUUUCUUCUAAUACUCAGUCUCCGUAUUUCCUAUCUUAUCACGGUUUGUUCUUCUAUUCAAGCAGCUUUGGAGAAUCUCAGAACAGGAGCGCUGGAAUGUCUCAACAUUCUAAUUGGAGAUCCUCGUCUUCUUCUUCUUCUUCAAGGAGACACCUGGACGAAGAGAGCCGGAACGUGAAGGUGUCGGUUUGGUGGGACUUCCUGAAUUGUUCCGUACCUUCUGGGACCAACGUCUUCAGAGUGACCCAGAGACUUACUUCUGCACUUAGAGCCAAUGGAAUAAUGGGACCCGUUACAUUCACGGCCUUCGGAGAUGUGAUGCAGCUCUCAAGAUCGAAUCAAGAGGCUCUCUCUUCCACUGGGGUCUGCCUUAACCACGUUCCUCAGGGUGGGAAGAACAGGGCUGAUAGGAUGCUGAUUGACCUUGUGUAUUGGGUGUCUCAAAAUCCUCCACCUGCACACCUCUUUUUAAUUUCGGGGGACCGGGAUUUUGCACAAGUUUUGCACCGGCUAAGAAUGAAUUACUACAAUAUAUUGCUUGCAAGUACAGACUCUGCACCAGGAGUUCUUUGUAAUGCUGCCAGUAUUGUGUGGCAAUGGAAUGCUCUUGUUAGAGGAGAGGGCCUUACUGGUAAGCAUUUUAACCAACCUCCAGAUUGUCCCUAUGGUUCUUGGUAUGGCUACUAUAACGGGCCACUGGAGGACCCCUUCUCAGAUUUAGAACAACCUGCAUGUUCAUUGCCUGAAGAGUUACCAGAAGCUGGAACAGAUUCCACGAUUCACCCAGUUCCCAAGGCUUUUCUGAGUCGAAUUCGUCAAAUUUUGAAUUCAUACCCAAAAGGAAUUCCUAUUACAACUCUUCGUGCAGAGCUAGUAAAGAGUAACGUGACCAUGGAUAAAGAUUUCUUUGGGCACAAAAAGUUCUCUCGCUUGCUUUUAUCUUUGUCUACUGUUUUGAAGGUUCGGCGUGCAAGCGAUGGCCAGUCACUAGUUCAUGGUAUCCACCCAAACAGUGCUGAGCCAGUUGAGUCCAAAUCAAAAAUAUCUAUAGGGCCGGAAAUUAAUGAUGGAGAUGGGGACCAAGCUGCAAUUGCGGAACGAAAUGGAGGGGAUAGUGCUAAGACUCCAGAUGUGAAUGGGAAAGCAUCGUCUAUACCUCCAGCACCGCCACUAAAAUUUGAAGAGCCUUGUCCAGUUUGUCAGAAGGAGAAUAAUGAGCCCAUGAACUUUAAUCAUCCUACUAGUGUGGAGAAACAGGAUGUAACAUCUGAACUAGGAAUUUUCCGCAGAAUCUAUAGGACAUGGUUUGGUAAUAAAAAAGAGGGUUGUAAUGAGAAAGGAGAUAGCAUUUCAGAGAAAUGUUCGACCUCUGAUGGCUCUAAGAAGACAAAAUCUGAGGAAAAAUCUUUGGAAUCACUUACAUGUCCCACUUCAGCCAGUUCUAGUUCACCAUCAUUAUCAAUUGCUACUCAAUCAGCUCAGGAUGAGAAUGUCACCAAGGAUUCUGGAGAGAAUGGUGAGAAAUCUGGCCCAAGUGCAGGGCUAUUCAACAAAAUUGUGAAUUGGUGCAGAUUUUGGAGAACUAGUGGAAAUCCUGACAAUAAUGAUAAUGGGAAAUGUGGCAAAGAACUGACGGAAAGGAAAGAAUUAUUCUUGCAGGACUUUUUCUGGGCUGAGCUGGAUUUAUUUAUACAUACUCCUAAAGGUUCAUCCCUCGUUUUUCUAUCGAAGACCAGAGAACGGAUGGCAAAAAAGUUGCAUAAGGAAGGGCCGGUGAUUCUUAAUAAUCUGAGUGAAAAUGAUCUCCUUCAGUUGGUGGACUUGUUAAUUUCUCAGAAGAAAUGGGUGGAGGAAUACCCCUCACAAACUUAUCCAUUUAAAGUCAUUAGUCGUGCUAGAACAGGUUCAAAUGGGUUGAGUUCUUUUUCGGAUAAGCUGCCUCUGUCUCAAUCAAAAUCGCAAGGCCUUCCAGAACAUGGGAUGAAAAAAAAAGACCAGAAUCAGUUUCAACCUGCAGCAUGUUCAACUGAAAGCAACAAGAAGCCGUCUGGUACUGGGAAGGCCAGACAUGAGAUACUAGCUGAUUGCCAGAAGCUUGUGGCUGAGAUUUUGGAGGAAUACCCAGAGGGAUUCAAUAUGGGAUCCUUCAAAAAGUUGUUUGCAGAGAGAUAUGGUUAUGUUCUUGAUUAUCAAAUGCUUGGUUACUCAAAACUGGCUGCCUUUUUACAGGUGAUGCCAGAAGUGAAGAUAGAGUCAACUUAUAUCCUACCUGCCAAAAAAGCCUCAAAAUAUCGAGGCCCAGAGACCACCAUGUUUCCUUUCAGCAUGGAGAAUGAUCGAAUUGAAAAGUUUAGUAACUCAGAUGGUGAAUUAUCUGAUCCAGCAAGGAAGGACAAUGAUCGUGACUCUGUGUGGGAGGAACUUGGCCCAAUAUCUAAGAGAGCUCUUAUAGAAAUGACAAUGCAUCAAGGCUCAAUGGGGAAUCGAAUAAAGAAAUGAAGGAACUACAGGAUCUUGAUGAUGAUUAUUUAUCAGAUGAUGUGCUUUCAGACUGGGAAGGUCAGAAUGUCACAUUGGAUCAGUCAGAGGGGCUAGGGAAGUCCAGGAAAUGCGAGGAAGACAGUUCUCUACUACAGAUUCUUGAUUCGUGGUACAACAGUAAGGAUGAUAGUGGUCAUAAUGAUCGGUCACAGAAGGUUGAAGAGCUUGUCAAUUGUUCCAGAAUUGGUUCAAAGCCUUCAAGUUCAUCUGGGGUUGAGAUGAAGAACAAUGCUCCUGUGGCACAUAGUGGGCACAAAAUAAAGUCUAUGAAGAAAUAUUCUUUUGUUUCAGAGCCAGUUGGUGAUGCAAGGGGAAACUAACUGAUGACAUAUUGGUGGCUUGAAGAAGUCCAGCUGAGAUCAGAAUUCAGGGUUGAGGAUCUAAAGAUCUGGAAGGAAAAUUAAUAGCUAAUUAUUGUUGACUCAGAAUUCAAAAUUAAAGCAGUCUGAUCAGAGGAGACCGAAGGGAGUCUUCAAUCAUCUUGCAAAACUUGGGAAUUCAACAGUCUUAAUGCAACUGAAUGGGGUCUGGUGACGUAAAUUGUUCAAUAUUGGAUUAAUUUUCCCCAAGAGACAGGUCCACAAGUAGAUCUUAGGUGGAAUUUACAAAUUCAAAGUUUUGAUGAUUUUCAGUUGUACAGAAAUUACAUUUGUUUUUGCCUUCUUUCCCCUCGCAAGUUGCAACUGGAAACUUUGAA
Telopea speciosissima is the source of this 3323-nucleotide messenger RNA. RefSeq lists its product as uncharacterized. The transcript is spliced from 3 exons. The coding region runs from base 44 to 2584 and encodes 846 amino acids. NCBI's taxonomy places the organism in Eukaryota, Viridiplantae, Streptophyta, Magnoliopsida, Proteales, Proteaceae. Gene Ontology annotation, molecular function: RNA nuclease activity. The record is from RefSeq and is a predicted model, not a curated record. Gene Ontology annotation, cellular component: peroxisome. Gene Ontology annotation, biological process: regulation of gene expression.